Molecule: messenger RNA, 2791 nt
Organism: Amoebophrya sp. A120
Lineage: Eukaryota; Dinophyceae; Syndiniales; Amoebophryaceae
Source: the annotation of a GenBank genome assembly
AUUUGUUUUACGCAAGAACAUAAUUGAGAAAUUCAUAUAUAAACUAGAAAUAAGUAACAGCAGCUCCUUUCAUCUGGAAGGAAAAAUGACGACGGUGAAGAACAACAUGGUAGGAACAACAGGAGAAGUAGAUCCAGCCACUUCUGAAGUUGCACUGGACAACGGAUCCUCGCGUGGCCCCGGCACAAAUAUUGGGGUUAAUAUCAUGACCGCAUCAUCUUCGGCAACCUCAAGUUCAAGUUCAUCCUCCCGAAUGAUAUUGCCAUCGAAAAAAACAAACCUCGCCGAGCCCCACGACCUGGAACGUGCUUUUUGGAAACGGCAGGAGAGUAGCGAAAAAAAUCCUAGAACAGCUUCACCUGGGAAGAACAAUCGACCUUCACCUGGACCACAACCUCGCGGGUUGUAUCGAGGUAAGACAACCACUUUCCUGCGACUGUUCGCGGAACGGGAAAAGUGGCGAAGUAGUCUGGAAACCAAUGUCCUGAGUCUCUGUCGAGACCUUGUUGAUGGUUCUCCUGCUCCACCUCCCAAGCUGCAGGGAACAUCAAAUAUGUCAUCUUCUUGCGCGUCCUCGACUUCCAAUUCCAUAUCCACCCUCCGGAUCUUCCUGUUGCAAGCCAUAGCCUGGCUGCCUUGGAUGCGCGCGGAGACGAGCGAAGCGGGUAUUCUUUCUUGUUCGUCUGCCGAUAAUUUUAAUUCCCAAGACGAGGCGCUCGAAGGGUGCGUGCAGAGGUUACGCCGGUUCGCCAUGGAGGUGGUUUUUCCGAAACUUGUGCUGCGAUCGGAACUACAAGCGAAAUUGUGUGGAACCACGUCAAAUAGGGAUGAAAGUGCAAGAACGCUAGACGUCCUCGCCGGAACAUCAGUUCUGGAAGAAAUGAUUUCGAGCCCACUCGACAACCUGCUUCUGAAUACGUUUUUACCUCCGACACCUUCCGACGACAAAUCAAGAACGACGGCACUGUGCUCACCGGGCGUCGAAGCUGGAGAACCUCCCGAUGUGGCUGCGGGUGCUGGCAGUGGUGAUCUAACGAAGAGAGCACCGACAGAUGAAAGUGCUGCUGAAGGUGCGCCACGAGUUGUACCACUGCGCGCUUGUUCCACCGAACAAGAAGCUGUUGCGGAAGAUGCACCGAAAAUAAACGACACAAAAAAUGAAUCUUCCGUCGAGGCACGCCCUACACCGGCGAAGCUCCUUGGCGAGCAGGCUGAAAAUUAUACGGAGCCACAGGAAGUGGAUGCCGAGCUGGAGCAGCAAAAUCCGCUCUCUGCGGAAGACCUUUUUGUUGACCUUCAAGACGAGGUAGAUGAUGGAAGUAAAAACUCUGCGCCGGCCAAUAUCGAACCAGAAGCAAGGCAACUUCGAGAACCAGGGACAACAAGUGAGUUGGUCAAGGAACUGGAGCAGGAAAAUACUUUUGCGCCAGAAUCUACUGCCACCGGUGCUUCAAAAGCAAGAGAGGAUGGUACGAUAUUGGGCUGCAAAGAAGGAAGUCCUGUAGCUCUUCCAAGCCCGCGAGGACACGACACGCCCGAAAUUGUACCUGUAGAUGAACAAGAAAAGAUAUCGAGACUGGAGCAAGUGCAAAGAGCAUCGACGGAACAACAAGCGGUCGCUGGAUCUAGUACUUUGGGAAGUUCUCGCGUAGAGCAUCACCAGGGGGAAGAGCGACAGGUAGCCGAACCUUGUUUUUCGGCGCCGGAGGAUAGGUGUCUGCAUGGAAAUGGAGAACGAGGCGACGCCGCUAUCGGUAUCGUCGCGACGGAAAAUAAACUGGCUGCUCAAGCUCGUGCGGAAAAUGAUUCCGUGAGGUCACCUUCCGAAACGGUGGCUGCUUCUUUGAGCCGCGACGUCGCCGACACUGCUGAAACAAGACACGAUAAAAUGAAUACCAAUACUAUCGAACAAGUCCAACCUAUUUCACCAGAACAGGAAGAGACACGACGAACACCGCUUGCACGGCAUCAAGAAGCGGCGACAUCACCCAAAAUCGAAACGUCAGAACCACCUCCCGCGGCCUUGAUCGAAGAAGGCUUUUAUAAGCACGACGUCGAAGAAGUAGGGGAAAAUCAGAAACAAGAGGGACUAGAUGAACUACAACCACAAUCGCCACCUUUCCCGCCAAUAAACACAACUACAAAUACUACUUCUCCGCCGCCCAGCCCCGCCGUGCGGUCCUCCCGGAGUAGUUCCGCAGCCGGUGCUGGUUCGGCUGCCGGCUAUCGGUCCGGGGAGGAUUUCAUUGCGGACGAUGACUUGGCCAAUUUCGCCUUCAGCGCCAGCGAAGUGGAAGAAGCAGUGGAAUUUGACAGAGGUCAUGGGGAACAAGAAAAGUGCAGUAACGACGACGGGCUGCUGCAGUCAGGGGAACCUGCACUGAAAAAGGCGAAAGUGGAGAUCGAAGAAAAUGUCGAGGAAAAAGGUUCUAGUAAAGCCCCUGUUGUACUAGUCCCCGAGAACAACAACCAGCAGCAUGGUCAACCGGGACUGCAAGUCCCUGAGGACGACGCUGGGAAGCGGGAACAAAAAUUCAGCUUCACAGCCUUCACGUACUAGAAACGCAGACGGGAUGAAUAGCAGGGUCGUAUCAGAAGUAUCAAGCGAGCUGCGAAUUUUGAUUUCCGCACGACCAGAUGAACCAAGUGUUUUUAACAGUAGUUACAGUGCGGAGACGAGUCAGUUGUUGGUUCUGAAAAUAUGUAUGAAACCUCAGUAGAAGUACGUGGUCAGUGCGAAUUUGCGCUGCCAGAGUGACAACAGUAAAAAGAUUAUGUGCUGUUGAAAAGG